Messenger RNA from Galleria mellonella (greater wax moth), 921 nucleotides. RefSeq names its product troponin C, isoallergen Bla g 6.0101-like (gene TpnC41C). NCBI's taxonomy places the organism in Eukaryota, Metazoa, Arthropoda, Insecta, Lepidoptera, Pyralidae. The record is from RefSeq and is a predicted model, not a curated record. Bases 292 to 753 code for a protein of 153 amino acids. Gene Ontology annotation, molecular function: enzyme regulator activity; calcium ion binding. The transcript is spliced from 6 exons.
CGGAUCCGAGUGGAACACACCACGGGUGGACAUCCGGCAACUGUACAGAACGUGUAGUGACCUUAACAGCGACUGUUAAAUACAAUUCGCAAAGCCCAGAAAUAGUGACUCGCUGGACGGGACUAGAACCUGAAUCCCCAUACAUCCGAGCCAAUCUGGGUGACAUCGGUGCGCGAUUGCGAUUAGUCGCUCAUUCGACUCAGAUAAAGGGACUCGUAUUCCUCAUUCUUUGGUUCUCGAUCGCUUACAAUAUCGCACAGUAUCUUUGAAUUAACAACAGUUUAGUUAAAAAUGGAGGAACUAGACAAAGAACAAAUUGCUAUCCUGAGGAAAGCUUUUGAAGCUUUCGAUCAUGAGAAAAAGGGCUGUAUUGGCACCGUGAUGGUGGGCACCAUCCUCGGCAUGUUGGGUCACCAGGUCACUGAUGACACUCUAAAGGAAAUUAUUGAAGAAGUAGACGAGGAUGGUUCAGGAGAAUUGGAGUUUGAGGAAUUCGUUACGUUAGCUUCAAGGUUUAUGGUUGAGGAAGAUGCUGAAGCUAUGCAACAGGAACUCAAAGAGGCAUUCCGGUUAUAUGAUAAAGAAGGUAACGGUUAUAUCACGACCGCUGUUCUAAGAGAGAUCCUCAGAGAAUUAGACGACAAAAUUAGUGCUGAAGAAUUAGAUAUGAUGAUUGAGGAAAUUGACUCUGAUGGCUCUGGAACAGUUGACUUUGAUGAAUUCAUGGAGGUGAUGACAGGCGGCGAUGAUUAGGCUUGCUUACAAACAUGUUGUGAUACUUACGUUCAUUCAUACAUAUUCUGUACCCAAGAGAACCCACUUAUAAUUUAACACCAAUGUACCUUCAAAUGUGUCAUCAACAUAAUUGAAAUUAUAUAAGUUAAUUUAUACACUUACUUUAAUUAAUAUAAGACUUAUUUA